Moneuplotes crassus is the source of this 780-nucleotide messenger RNA. NCBI's taxonomy places the organism in Eukaryota, Ciliophora, Spirotrichea, Euplotida, Euplotidae. The record is from the annotation of a GenBank genome assembly.
UUUUAUUUAAGGAAUAAAAUGAAAUCUCCGAAUUAUACAACUUAUGUCUCUGAUGGGUAUGGGAGAGACUCUUACAUUUUGGAGAACAACGGAGGGUUGACGAUCCCUCGAAUCCAGAAUUUCAGUCAAAGAACCAAAUUCCUGGACUGUUCCACUAGCAAAGGGAUUAAUAAACUUAAUAGCAGCUUUGUCCAGCCCAAGACCGGGCUGGCUAAGAGCCCUACUAGGGUUCAUUACCCUCCUGAUGGCACUGGCAGGGACUGGUACAUUGUAAGAGACAAUCAUUUCACACCAAAGAACACUUCCUUCGAGAGCACUCUCAGGAGCCCAAAUCACUCUUCAAUGUGGAGAAGAAAGAAGAAUUAUGUUGAUAUCACGGAUACUCUUAAUUGGGUAUCCAAGAAGUCUAAGGCGCAUAGAAAAAGUUUGAGUAUUUAUCAGAUGAAAUUAGCUAAGAAGUUAUCAUCUCCCAAAAAUAUGAAACUGAGAGCAGAGAGACUGAAAGUCAGGGAAAGGAUGAACAAUUCAGUUAUCGGCAUUAAGGGAGAGUCAAGAUUUAACAAUGAUUAUGAUAUCGCCACUCCUAGCUCUAUUCCUAGUUCCAUUCCUCAAUUAGGCAGCAUGAAGGGACCGAAGUACACUAAUUUAUUGAAACUGAAGGAGAAGCUGAAGAAGGGUUCCUACCAGAACAUCGUUGAUAAUGGAGACUUGUCUAGUUUCAGGAUUAAGAGAGGGAAGAACUCAAGUAUUCUGGAUAUUAUCAAAAAUAACAAGUUGUAA